Messenger RNA from Auanema sp. JU1783, 1122 nucleotides. The record is from the annotation of a GenBank genome assembly. NCBI's taxonomy places the organism in Eukaryota, Metazoa, Nematoda, Chromadorea, Rhabditida, Rhabditidae.
AUGCCACCGAAAAGGAAAGCGAAAGAAAUUUCAAAAGACAAAGAUGACUCGGACUCAAGCGAGGAAGGCAUCUCUAACGAUGCUACUACGAAAUUAGAACCUGAACGCUAUAGAUAUGCAGAUCUUAUGGAUAAUUCUGAAGAUCAGGAUCGCUACCUCGAUGAUAACGAUUUAUUAGAUGUCGAAGACGUUAUGGUGGAGCCUACUCCUCUUGAAAAGAGGUUACGAGAGAAUGGUAGAUACAAUCAAGGAGAUUGGAGCAGUGAAGAGUUGAAGAAGUUGCAUGAUAGUAUCACAUCAUAUGGAACCACCUCAAAAGCUUUAAGCUAUAUCAGCGGAAUACUUGGAACUCGAUCAACGGAAGAAGUCGAAAUGAAAAUUAACGAAAUCCGUGAAAUGGUAGGAGAGCACAGAGUGGAGCGGCUGUCAGAUGAAGUAACGAAAUGGACCACCCUUGGUUACAAAAACAUACAUGCUCCAGCUAAACUUCAUUUUGUUGAAAAGUCAGGGAAAGCAGUUAAUGGAUGGCCGGCUGCCAUUGCGAGAAUCGACAAAAUGCGAAAAGGACUCGAUCCCUCUGUAAUGUCUAAGAUUAUUGCUAAAAAUUUUCAUAAGUUUGCUCCGAAAGAUAAAAUGGAAGUGCAGAUCACCAAGUCUGCCAUGUCUCCUCACUUCGAGAAAACUGCUGAAUUGAAUUGGGACAAGAUUACCGAUUAUAUGAAAAAAUUAUUCUCCGGAAGUACGAAACUGCCGGCUAUAAAUGCUAUUGAAUCUGCUGUCAUUUUAUCUGUAAUGGACGAAAUUGAGAGAGAGGCUGAUUACAUUCCUGAGAACUAUAGAGCAGUCAUAAAAGGACUCCUGGGAAACAUACAAAUUAAUGAUCUAAGAGAUUUUGAGCCAGAUAUUCCAUGUUCAGAACUAACGGCAGCCCAGAUUGUUUUUGAUCCGUUGAAAACCAGAAGUAAUGGGUUCCCUGAGGGAGGAAUUGCCAUAACUCAGGAUUUCAUUAAUCGCUCCUCCAAAGAACAACAGUUAAUGGAAAUUGAACCAGAUGGGACAGUGUGUGAAACGGAAGAUAUUUCACGAGUGGAAACUCCAGAACCAACGAUAGAGAAUCUUUAA